This is a messenger RNA of Pocillopora verrucosa, 642 nucleotides long. The record is from RefSeq and is a predicted model, not a curated record. Lineage: Eukaryota; Metazoa; Cnidaria; Anthozoa; Scleractinia; Pocilloporidae.
GUAUUUCCGCCCAAAGUGUGAAACAUUCAGUUGUAAAGCGUCCAAAUUCAGAAUCAUCGUCAUGCAGCCCUGUUGCAGCUCCUAGGAAAAGGAUACGCCAAUCUGCAGAUAUCUAUUUGGUUAAAGAUGGUAAACCAUCAUAUGAGAAGUUGCAAUAUCUUGCCAGGGAACUUGCAGGAAAAUGGAAGACAUUAGGUAGACGCCUGGGAUUCAACGAAGCUGUAAUAGAUGACUUUGAUCAAGCCAAUAAGAAGCUGAAAGAGAAGGCUUAUAAAAUGUUAAUAGCUUGGAAACAAAAAGUAGGCUCCGAAGCCACUUACAAAGUUUUGUACGAUACCUUGUGUCACGAAUUGGUGGAAUGUAAAGAUCUAGCAGAGCAGUAUUGUUGCGAUAAGAUUGCAGGAAAUGCCUCUCCUUAGUCAUAUAUACUAUAGAGACUGAGUCGUUUCUUUAUUACGUCAAAUAUCUUUGUGAGUACUCUAAAGAGCGUCUGUGUCGAGCAUUCGCGCUCAGUAAGUCGUUCGUUUUCCUUGCGAUUCAAGAUAGGGGAAAGAUUAUCUCUAAAAAAAACAUAUUUACUCGUAUUUUUGCACUCAAGAGCCGCUAGCUAAAGAAUACUAAGGUCAGAAUUCACUCAGACGU